CUCAAUUUCAGUAUUUCACCAAAUCAACGCAGUUUUGAAUAGGGGACUAGGAGGGCUCAACACUUAUUGGGCCGAUAAAUGGGCAUAAUGAUAGGUAACUCCAGGCUUUUCCCAAACGUUUUAGGCUAUUAAGAGAGGGUAGAAGGAAGAGAGAGAGAGAGAGAAACAGUGUCGUUUUGAGACAAUGAGUAGGAAAAUGGGAUCGAACGCAGGCAGCUCCGGCGAGAACAGUUCUCCGAAUCCAUUGAGGAACCCAUUUCAGAAAAGUGGGAAUCAGGCGGUGUACGAGGUGAUUGAGACGAAGAACGCGUGCGUGAUGAGAGCUGACUUACCUGGGUGUCUCGAGUCAGACCUCACCUACUGGGUCGACACCGUCGGCGGCAACAACGUCCACUUCUUCGCCGACGAACCAGCCAUGCCCGAGUACGAAAGCGCCGGACGCAAGUACGGAGGCUCCAUGGUGGUCAACCCAGAGGCGUUCGACGUGAAGAAAGCUAAGGUGAAGCUUAUCAACGGAGUGCCCUGGAUCACCGUCCCUAAGACGAUCCCCGGCAAAUAAGGCCUCCUCCAUUGGUGUCGUUCAGAGAAGAUCAUUCAUCACACCUGAUUUAGUGUCUGCAGUCUCUUCGUGAUUUGGUUUGUGGUCUAGCUAGCGUCUCUAUAUCUAUCUAUCUAUCAAUAACUUGCUCAUGGAGCGCUGUGGUUUAAUUAUGUUUAUCUAAUGUUUUUGAUGGUUUAAGUACGCUCUCUUGCUUCUUCUAUAUAUAUUAUGCAUCUCAAU
This is a messenger RNA of Camelina sativa (false flax), 781 nucleotides long. NCBI's taxonomy places the organism in Eukaryota, Viridiplantae, Streptophyta, Magnoliopsida, Brassicales, Brassicaceae. The record is from RefSeq and is a predicted model, not a curated record.